Molecule: messenger RNA, 3737 nt
Organism: Neoarius graeffei (lesser salmon catfish)
Lineage: Eukaryota; Metazoa; Chordata; Actinopteri; Siluriformes; Ariidae
Gene: klf6a
Product: Kruppel like factor 6a
Exons: 4
Coding region: 232-1080 (282 amino acids)
Biological process (GO): regulation of transcription by RNA polymerase II
Molecular function (GO): DNA-binding transcription factor activity, RNA polymerase II-specific; RNA polymerase II cis-regulatory region sequence-specific DNA binding
Source: RefSeq, a predicted model, not a curated record
UUGAAUAAGGGAAGUUUGACAGAGAGCAGAGAGACUCUUCACCGCGCAGCACUGCUCCGCUCAGUGUGAAAGCCUCCGCUGUUUGCUUGGACGACCGGGUUUCUUUCCAAGAUCUCCUCCAGCUCCAAGGAAGACAGUUUUCAGUGUUUGUUUUUCUUUCUUUCUGCCCUGUUUCUCUUCCUGUUUCUCUGUUUGUUUGUUUGUGUCUCGCGCGCUCACUCGGGAUUUGUGAUGGAUGUUCUACCCAUGUGCAGCAUUUUCCAGGAGCUGCAGAUCGUCCAUGACACCGGCUAUUUCUCAGCUUUACCGUCGCUGGAAGAAUACUGGCAACAGACAUGCUUGGAGCUGGAGCGCUACCUGCAGAGCGAGCCGUACGUCUCGGCAUCCGAGCUCAAGUUCGACCCUCAGGAGGACCUGUGGAGCAAACUGAUCUUGGCGUGCGGUGAUGGCGACAAGGGUGAAAUGGACUCGAACGCCGAUCUCGCUCACGUCAAGGAGGAGGAUGCUCAGGACGGCCCGAUGUCCGAGACGCGCAGCGUGAACUCGGAUGCCAGCAGCGAGGUGUCGGAUAGCUCGGAGGAGCUCUCGCCUACGCACAUCUUUGGCUCGAACCCUCUUGGCUCGGGACACUUGGCCUCAUCCAUCAUCGCCACGCCGCCGUCAUCUCCGGAGGCGCUGCAGGAACCUGGCAUCCCUCAGCUCUGGGGAUCCAUAAACACUGAACUGCACGUAGCCGGUAAGGCCAGGAACAAUGGAACGGCCAAGGGGACGGAUAAACUCGCGCUGCCUGGGGGUGACACGUCUCCGGACGGCAGGAAGAGGGUGCACAGGUGCCACUUCAACGGCUGCCGCAAGGUUUACACGAAGAGUUCACACUUAAAAGCACAUCAGCGGACUCACACAGGUGAGAAGCCGUACAGGUGUUCUUGGGAAGGCUGUGUGUGGCGCUUUGCGCGCAGUGAUGAGCUAACCCGACACUUCAGGAAGCACACGGGUGCAAAGCCAUUUAAAUGCAGUCACUGUGACAGGUGUUUCUCCAGGUCAGACCAUCUGGCCCUGCACAUGAAGAGGCACCUCUGAGCAGGUCGUGGCAAGUGCAGAUUUGCUCUCGUUGUAUCGUGACCAGCCUCCUGGUUGCCCUGCCCUCAUCAGGGGGAGGAGUGUGUGUCCAGCCAAAGCAUGCCAUUUUGCACCGUACCCUGUGCCUCCGGGAAUCUCGGGGAGAAAGGCCUACUGAGCAGUUGUGGAAAAAAAAAAUACAAAAAAAACACACAAAAAAAAUUUAAAAACACAAAAUGAAAAUGGAGAGGGAUGAAAUCACGUGCAAAAAAGAAGAAAAGCAAAGAAUGAAGGACUUUAGGACAAAAUGAUGAUGAUAAAAAAAAAAGAAUGAAUGGUGAAUGAUGGUGUGUGUCAUGUGGUGCAUGUUGUUUUGGGACAGCUCCUGGACAACCAAUACACUGGUACUUAUUAAAAGAAAAAAAAAAGCCUGUCUGGGGUGAACGUGAGCUCGCAGUGUGUGAGGAUAAGUGUAUUAGUGUGUGAGUUGUGGGAGAGGGGUACCAGUGUGUUGCUACAGACUGAGUGGUGUGGGAGAAUUUUUUGUUUUUUCUUCCCCCUUUUCCCUUGCAAGCCUGUGAUGGGGAGAAAGUGUGUCUGAUCAGUGUCGGUGUAGAAGCCAGGACUCGCCCCAUUUCCCCCAGGCUCUGUGUUCUCAAAAGGAUGAUGGGACUUUGGUUACAUCUAAAUGCACCCCUUAUCAACCAUCCACCCCCCCCGCUAAUCCUGCCCCCUUCUGCAGUUGAAGGCUCUAUGGAGUCCCUUCAUGAAUGAAAGUGGCUUUUUUUUUUGUUGUUUUUUUGGUGUGUUUGGUGCAGCUACUAAAUGUGCAAUGUGUUCGGGAGCUUGUUGAUCGACAGGCUACAAAAAAGCUCUUUCGUUGUCCAUUGUAUAAGCUGUGUGCUUAGAGAUAAAACACAAAACUAUAACUUCACUAUCAUAGACAGGUGUUGCAUGGUAUUAGGGUUUGUACUCUUAUUUUUAUUUUUUCCUGUUCCUUGUUAUCAGGACUGCUAAUAGAUUCCAAUAAAGUGCAGCUAAAUACGAAUGGUUAAAUGUUACAAUAUAUUGUACAUAAAUGGAUUGAUGAUUCUUCUCUUUAAAUCCUGUCAUUGAUGCUUUUUUUUUUUUUGUGAGGAAAACCACUAUUGCUUAGCGUUUCAUUUUAUUCACACGUCUCCGAGUCAUCGAGGACUGCUGUUCUUUCUUUCUUUCUUCCCUCCAUCUCUUUCUUUCUUUCAUUUUUACCUGUUAUUAAUGCACUGUUGACCUUAAUGGUGCCUUAUGCAAGUGACCUUGUCCUGUGGAAUAGAUUGGUCUUGGGGGUCACGCUUGUCUUGUAUGAGUGAACUUAGCUUUAUUAAGGCUCCAUUUCCCAUGAAAAUGCACCUUUUCUUUUUCAAAAGUGGCCGCUCUUUCUCCAUUAUAUGGAGAAAGGCUUAAUUUACUCAUUAACGUUGACAUUCAAACAUGAACAUGGAAGAAAUACAAGCACUUACGGACAGUUUACUACAGUGCAUUACGUAAUGAAUGCUUUUUAAAAUGGACAUUUAAAAAAAACAAAAAUCAUUGGUAACUACAGAAAUACUGCUACUUGUGCAAUAAGGCUCAAGGGGAACUGGGAAAAUUACACAGCUGCUUUGCUAUCAUUUGACACCACAGUUCAGAAGCCUGGACUUGUCUCCCCUGGAACCAAGAUGGAGAGAAAGAGGGGAAAAAAAAUAAUGAUUUAUUGUAAUUAACAAGCUCUAGCAGGACAGGCCUCGCCUUGUAGCGCAUCGGUGUAAUGAAUUACUAAAGGCUUUGCUGGCACACAUUCUGCCACAGACUGCUGACUCCGACAGUUCACUAUUGACCUGUCUGGACGGCGUUGUUUUAGCCUGGCAACAGUAUUAUUGAAACAGAGAGCAGGCAUCCAGAAAGAUCAAGAUGAAUCGCUUCUUUUCAUCCCAUACAAUGUAAAUUUACAGAUGUUGAAUUGAAGCCUUUUGGUUUAUCAGACAGCUUCACUGGAUGUCCUGUAAGCAUAUAUAUAUAUAUAUAUAUAUAUAUAUAUAUUUUUUCUCCGUGAGAUCAAAAUCUCUACCAAGGAUUACAAUCAAUUGCAAUCCCAAUACCUGAAUAUCGUGCAUGCCAUGCAUUCCUGUAAUGUAGGGGCAAUAAAAAAAAAACCUGACAAAGCUCACCAGACAGUAAUACUGUGUAUAUAAUAUCAGGGACUUACUGGAAUCGAGCAGCAGACACACAUGAAUUUUAGAUCAGAUCACUGCAGGAGGAUCAGCAUGAACAAACUGCUAUAAAAUCCAAUCAGCAAGGCUUUAGCGAGCAAAAAGAACAGUACAUCCUCUUUUGGAAAGACUGGGAAGCAGCAUUUAAGCGGUGAUCGAGCCUUAAUCAAGCCUCCCAUCUCUCUUCUUUUUUUUUUUUUUUUUUUUGCUUGUAUCUAUAACCAACGCUUUCUAUCACGCAUUUCCUCUCACACCUUCUCCUGUUGUCUAUUGAAUAUUUGUACAAAAUUGAAAAGAGAUAAGUUAGAAAUGAGAUACAAAAAAAGCAUUUUCUAAGAUUUUUAUUUGUUCCUUCUUUAUAUAAAUUUUAUUUGAAAUUGUUUUGCAAAAUUGUUCUAUUUCUGUAUGAAUGUAUUUUUUAUUGGAAUAAUAAGAAAUUCUUAUCAGACA